UCUCUCAAGAGAAAGGCUGGCUAGUUCCUCGGCACUACACAAAGCGGCCGGCAGGGAUAGCUAGCUAGCCAUGGCGCCAGCAUUGCCUUGUAGGCCAAAGCUUCGGCUCCUGUGCGUAGCCUUGGCCUUCCUCCUGGCCGUCGAUAUAGGCAGGGCGGACAUCUACGAGGACAUCGAGAUCAUAUGGAGCGCCGACCAUACCUACUACUUCAUGGACGGCGAGAGCGAGGCGCUGGCGCUCUCGCUGGACUAUAACCGGGGCUCCGCCUUCAAGUCCAAGGAAAUGUACCAUUUCGUCCGCAUCGACAUCGACAUCAAGCUCAUCGAAGGCAACUCCGCCGGCACCGUCUGCACUGUCUACACCAUCUCGGAAGGGCCGUGGGAGGUUCACGACGAGAUCGACCUGGAAUUCCUGGGCAACUCCACCGGCGAGCCUUACACGCUCCACACCAACAUCUUCGCCAACGGCGUGGGCGGCCGGGAGCAGCAGUUCAAGCUCUGGUUCGACCCCAGCUCCGAGUACCACACCUACUCCAUCGUCUGGAACCCCAAGCGCAUCACGAUCGAGGUGGACGGCGUGACGGUCCGGACGUUCGACAACAACGAGGACCAGGGCGUGCCGUUCCCGUCGUACCAGCGGCAGCGCGUGUACGGGAGCCUGUGGAGCGCGGAGGACUGGGCGACGCAGGGCGGGCGCGUCAAGACGGACUGGUCGCUGGCGCCCUUCGUCUCCUACUACCGCAACUACAACGUCACCUGGUGCCAGCCGUCGCCCGGCGUGCUGUGGUGCGGCACCGAGCCCGCCGAGUCCACGCACUUCAACCUCUCCCCCAAGGCGCUGGCCGACCUGCAGUGGGUGCGCGACAACCACUACGUCAUCUACGACUACUGCCUCGACAGGAGCAACCGGUACAACGACGCAACCAGGCCCAAGGAGUGCUCGCUCCCGCCCCGCCCGUGAGGAUCCUUGGUUUGGGGCGCUGCUAUAUAUCGCUUUAAGCGAUCGCGCCAGCUCUCCCCGCUGGUCGUUUAUCUGUCCGGAUUUUUCACAAAGAUUUUUUUUUCAA
Molecule: messenger RNA, 1067 nt
Organism: Triticum aestivum (bread wheat)
Lineage: Eukaryota; Viridiplantae; Streptophyta; Magnoliopsida; Poales; Poaceae
Product: probable xyloglucan endotransglucosylase/hydrolase protein 16
Exons: 3
Coding region: 71-961 (296 amino acids)
Biological process (GO): cell wall biogenesis; xyloglucan metabolic process
Cellular component (GO): cell wall; apoplast
Molecular function (GO): hydrolase activity, hydrolyzing O-glycosyl compounds; xyloglucan:xyloglucosyl transferase activity
Source: RefSeq, a predicted model, not a curated record